AAUGAGACACUCAAUACAUAUAUAUCAGCACAUGUAAUUUAAUCAUGAAUAAGGCACAAUUCUAAUAUUGGGAGAUUAAUCUCCAAGUAUAAACAUGCUUGACAUUGAUGUCAAUAGAAGCUACAAAGUGGUUCAUUUCUGCAAGAUUCUACACAUCCAUAUGGAACGCCUCAGCUGUCUCGCCUAUAUACUUUUAUUUUCGUUGUCUGCAUGUCUAUGGUCGUUACGUGGGAUUCGAAUAUCGUUAGGUACAAGCAACAAGUUGUAGAGUGAAAUCUGCAUUGUGUUAUAUAUAGUUCAUCUAUCGUUCUGUACAAACAAAAUUCCGUCUUGUAAAGUUCGCAUUUUGGUAGGUGCAAUUAUCAUUGUAUUAUGUUCAGAAUUAACUUUGCUCUGUACAAAAAAACUUUUUGUUGUGUGCAAAUUACACAUCGUUAUGUGCUUUAGAUAAUGCGUUAUGUAUGUAUGACGAGUUUUGCUGUGCAAUAUACAAAUCGUUAUGUACAUAUUUCAAUUGGUUUUAUCCGAUUUUAUUGUUGUUCUCUACAAAGCGCACUUUGUUCUGUGCAAUACACACUCCGUUAUGUAGUUACACUGUAGUGUUUAGUACGUUAUCAAAACCGCUCUCUAUGAAAAACAGUUUGUUCGUUGAAAAGUAAAAUUCGUUCUGUAAAUUCGGCAAUUCGCUUUGUAAAUCUUGAAGUUGUUCUGUGUUUACAAAUGUUUAUUAUGUGCUUAUGGCAUUUCGCUAUGAACAAGUGUUUUUCGAGUAAGUGAACAAUAGUUCUGUAUAUUAGACUGGUCGUUUUGUGCAUUUUACCGUUGUUCUAUAUAGACUAUGGUGUUCUAUGUGUGCAACUUUGUAACGUAUCCUUAUCGCAGUUGAUUGUGUACAAUCCUUACCGUUAUCUCGAAAUGACUACACGUUCUGCGAACACAACCAACUGUUCUGCAAAUACUGUAAUGUGUACUGUACAUACCCAUUAUUUACCUGUAUUUGUACAUAACCUUCAACCAAAAUAUUGAAAAUGGAGGCAAUGGAACGUGUUUUAAGAAGCGUUAACUUGGAUGCACAUUUUUUUAAAUUCAGGAGCGAAAUAAUAACCCCUGACCAUAUUUGUAAACUGACAAGGAAAGACUUUGUUAAUCUUGGAAUUAAUAGCAAUGCAGAUAUGAUGAGAUUACGUGUUGAAUGUAUCCCAUUUGGAAAAAAGAACAAGGUGUUUAAGUUCGAAAUAACAAAGGAUAUGAUUCAUACAUUGUUGGAAUCGGGCUUUACUGUGAAAGAUUUGGCUAAAAUGUUGGAUGUAUCAGAGAGAACAGUGUUUCGCCGAAUGAGUCAGUUCAACAUAUAUGUGCACAGUUUUACUGAUAUUGACAACCAAACGCUAGACAAACGUGUCAGAGAGCUUAUUACCGAGUAUCCUCGCUGCGGAGAGAAAAUGAUAGGACAGAUACUUCGUGUGAGAGGAAUAAAGGUAAAGAGGUCCCAAUUAAGAGAACGACUGCACAUUGUCGAUAAAAAAGGGAUUCGAGAGAGACGCCACAGACGUUUGCACAGAAGAAUCUACAACGUGGAGGCCCCAAAUUAUGUAAAGAGGUCCCAAUUAAGAGAACGACUGCACAUUGUCGAUAAAGAAGGGAUUCGAGAGAGACGCCACAGACGUUUGCACAGAAGAAUCUACAACGUGGAGGCCCCAAAUUAUAAAGUCAAAGGAGAUGGAACAGGUCAUUCAAGAUGACAAUGAGUGUUCAUACGAUGAACUACCAGAGUCAGAGGACGACACAGAUGAAGCUGUAGUUCAUAAGGUGAUGGGUAUUUUGAGAAGACGAAUUAUAGAGAAUAAUCCUAAAUUUGAUGACUUCUUUUACGCUCCAGAAGAAAUCAAAUUGACAGAUCAGAAGCAGUUUGUGGAGCCUCUUCUUUACAAGUCAGUGUGUUGGUUACAUGACAAAAAUGCUACAAGGAAGCUUCUGAGAGGACCAUUACAAGAUGUCUAGCUGUUGCUUGUGACCUAACUACACUUGUCACGUAAAACCCAUCCCCUACACACCUGGGCUUAGGGAUACACCUCAACAGCCGCCAUCUGAUUGAAGAUAUGUAUUCUCUUGUUUAUUCCAUCUCAUAUCCAGAUCUUCGGUUAUUCUUGACAUCAGCAGCCCAACAGAACAUUGCAUCACACAAAAUAACAUACUCUGGUGGUAUUGUACCAGACAAUAUACUACCUAGAGACCAAAGGGGGAAGCUUGUAGUGGCAGUUGACGAUAACUGGAAUCUGAAUGAGCGAACAGUUGAUGGUAAAAGGACAACUCAUGCGAUGACAAGCAUGUUGGUCAGCAGUGCGCCAGCCGAGUCAACGCGGAUUCCACAACUUCCGAAAGCAACAAGUAGGACGUUUGACAGUCAGUCACUUUCUGGUUUACAGGAGUUGUUUUUCAGUGUUUGUAACUUGAAAACAUAAUUUGUGAUUUGCAUCAUUUGUAUUAGUAAAUACAAUGUAAAACCUCAUAAUUUACAACAUUUGUAAAUAACGUUUAUGAGUCUGUAUCAAGCACUAAUAACUGGUUGGAUUUGAUUGUUGAAUAAAUAUGAUAGAUGGAACACUGCAUAGCUGUUCUUUACAUUUGCCUUGAUAAGUCUUAAAGUAUUUAUUAAAGAUUAAAAGCAAACUUAUUAAACUUGAUGGUUAUAAUGCCAAAUGACUUUCCACGAACCAGAAAAAUGGCCACAUAGCGUAUGCAGUCUUGGUUACCAUGGUUACCAACACAAUUUUAGGCAUUUACUUUUGUUUAAAAUGAAGCUUGUAAAUGUGGCUAUAUAAUAAAGAGGUUAGUUAUCACAGCAAAUGUAAAGCAUUCGAAUUUAAAAAGAAAAUGAUAUGUCAAUACUCAAUUUUUCGUUUAUUUUUCCAUUUUGACCAUGAAAUGACCUUGACCUUGACCUUUGGUGACCUUGGUGAUCUGUUUGGUAGAAGCCCUAUAUCAAUGGAUUACUUCUAUCAGAUAUUAAAGUCAGUACAUAUAGGUGUUCAA
Messenger RNA from Dreissena polymorpha, 3033 nucleotides. RefSeq lists its product as uncharacterized. NCBI's taxonomy places the organism in Eukaryota, Metazoa, Mollusca, Bivalvia, Myida, Dreissenidae. The record is from RefSeq and is a predicted model, not a curated record. The transcript is spliced from 4 exons. Bases 1029 to 1742 code for a protein of 237 amino acids.